AUGUCUACCAUUGGUGGAAGACUAUUUGUAGGGAUUAUGCUGAUCCUACUGCCAUCACUUGGGUGGAGUUUCAACUUAUCUUCGAUGAGCAAUUCUACCCACGCUCAUACCGAUAUGCGAAGAAAAACCGAGUUCUUGAAUUUGAAACAGGGGUCAAUGUCUGUAUUGGAGUAUGAGCACAAGUUUAAUGACUUAUCUAGGUUUGCUCCAAAGUUGAUUCCAAAUGAAGAGGGGUCAAUGUCUGUAGAUGAUUUGAGGAAGGAGAUCAGUGCUAGUUUAGCACGUUGGAGGGACAUGUCUAGCUUUGGUGGACCGAGUCAAGGUCCAUCAAAGAGAUACGGAUCCAGUUCCAAUUCUACUGGUAGUGGUUGGUCCGGUGGACGUGGAUCCAGUUCAGGAAGUGGAAGAUCUGGGCCUAUGCCAACUUGGAGUCAGAAUUCCGAUCAACAAUCAGUGGUUAUUACGUCAAGAGAUUCUUCAUGGCAGACUAGUUCAGCUUGUCACAACUGUGGACAAAUUGGACGCUUUAUGAGGGAUUGUCCACAUCUUAUGCAAAGCAGUGGUCCAAGUCAAAGGGGUAGCACAAGCUGUUUCUACUGCGAUUAG
This is a messenger RNA of Prunus armeniaca (apricot), 606 nucleotides long. The record is from the annotation of a GenBank genome assembly. Lineage: Eukaryota; Viridiplantae; Streptophyta; Magnoliopsida; Rosales; Rosaceae.